This is a messenger RNA of Plasmodium yoelii, 1560 nucleotides long. RefSeq lists its product as uncharacterized. Bases 1 to 1560 code for a protein of 519 amino acids. Lineage: Eukaryota; Apicomplexa; Aconoidasida; Haemosporida; Plasmodiidae. The transcript has a single exon. The record is from RefSeq and is a predicted model, not a curated record.
AUGUUUAAUGUUUUUUCAGCAGCAUUUCUCGAUAAUAAAAAUAAUAAUCUUAAUAAACCUAUUAACAAUAGUAUAAGCAAUAACAUAUUAGGACGAUCAGUUUCUGGAAAUGCAAAUAAUGAAAAUGAUAAAACAAAAAACUUACCAUUGAAAGAUAGAUUAGCUACAGUACGAAAUGCACAAAAUAUUUUAAAUAAGAAAAAUUUAAAUAAGACAGAUGACAACAAUAAUAAUAAAGAUGACACGAAUAAUGAAGAAAAAAAUGACAAUGACAAUAAUACAAAUUUAGGUACAAAUACAGAAAAUGAUACAAACAAAAUAACGUUAAAUAAUGAUAAAGGGUUAAGUAAAUUUAAAAAUUAUUCUAGUGUAGUAAAUGAAAAGAAAAAUGAAGAACUUGAAAAAAAAUUAAAAAAAAGAAAAAGACGAAAAAAGCAUGUUAUAAUAAUGGAAAGAAUGCGCCAAAAACACAAACAUCAGAAUAGUGAAGAAGAUGAUGAAUAUGAUGAUGAAGACAACAAUAGUACAAAAGAUGAUGGAUAUAAUAGGAAAUCCAAUAAAUCCGAUCAACAGUUUAAUGAUGGUAAAGAAGAAGAAUCUGGAGAUGAAAAUGGUGAUUAUGAGAAUGAAAAAAAUUUUAGUAAAAAUUUUUAUAAUUUAGGACGAAGUACUGUAAAUAACAAUAGCGGUGUUAUUGGAAAAUACAGCUUUAAUCAUAUGAAUUCAACUGGUAAUAAUGCAAUGGGAGCAAAACCAAAAAGAAAGAGAAGGAAAAAAAAAGAAAUGGAAGAAUAUCGAGCUAGAUUGAUGAGAGAAAAAAUGCAACAACAAAAUUCAUUAAGUAGUGCCUUUACAAAAACAAAUAGCUUUAAUAGUACUAAUGAAAAUAAUAAUAAUGAACAAAAUGGACAAGGUGAAAUUAAAGUAAAGAGAAGAAGAGGUCGACCGAAAUUAAGUGAAGUAAUGAAAACUAAUAACGAUAAAUCAAAACAAAAUGACAUAAGGAAAUAUUGUAGUCGAAAUAGUGAAAAUCAAUUUAUGAACAAAGAGAAUAAUAUGAGUGAAAAAAAUAAAGGUGAAGGUAAUGAUGAAAACAAAAAUGUUUUCAAAAUAAUUAAAACGUCUAUACAAGAAAAUGCAACUUUUAUGAAAAGAUCUCCAAUGGAAAUUAUAGAAUUGGAAAGAAGCUAUAAAAAUAAUAUAAAAAAAGGAGUUACAUGUAUUCCUUUAAAUUAUCAAAGCAAAGGAGGUGGAAUGGCAAUUAUUUUGAUAGGGACCGAAACGACAUAUGGACCUGUAAAAAAUUCUUAUGGUUUUAUGACGUUUCUUGUUUUAGAUUGUCAUUUAAACAAAUUUUUUAUUGACACAGGAAUCAAAAAUAAUGUUACUGAAUGUGAAAAACAUAUGCAAUUGUUAAUAAGCCCUGGUGAUAUGUACAUGUUUAAAAAUCAAAGUCAAGAGGUUGAAGCAAGAUUACUACUAAUUGUUUGUAAUAAAAUGAAUUGCCCUUUUGAUGCUAAGGCACAUAUAAAGGAUCCAGGAUUUAAUUCGAAUAAAUAG